AUGGCCGAAGCAUACGAGGCGCUGGUCAGCUCAAACGGAACCAUGAACGAAGAACCGCAGGGCAUGUUUGCCGGCAAUGAUGACUUUGAGGACCUAGACGACAACUUUCUCGACAUGUACACCAUGAACCCUAGGCAACGCUUGCUGCAUCAGAUUCGCAGAAUCCGCAACAGGGCUAUCGAGCACUACCACAGGCUUCCAGCUUGGAAGAAGGCAAUCUUGGCGCUCGCAGCGGUGGCACAGCUGGUACUAGUGGUUCUAGUCGUUGUUUACCAUAACCGUAUUUUGAAAAGCAUGGUCAACGCCUCUAACGAGUUGAAGACUAAGUGGUAUACCCCCUUCCUUUUCUGUGCCCUUGUAUUCGCUGUAUCCUUCCCCCCAUUAAUAGGGUUCUCCUUGCUCUCGGUCACAGUUGGUAUCAUAUAUGGACUAAGCCUUCACGGAUGGCUCAUUUUGUUCCUGGGAUCCGUAGGAGGGUCGGUAACCGCAUUUGUUCUGUUUAAAACAAUCCUACACUCUCAGGCAGAAAGGCUGGUCCAUGCAAAUGCGAAAUUUGAGGCCCUGGCGUCAAUUCUCCAAGACAAUGAUAGUUACAUGAUGCUAGCGCUGAUUCGUCUGUGCCCAUUCCCGUACUCAUUCACCAACGGCGCUAUCGCUGGCAUCUAUGGCGUUACCUUACGCAAUUUCUCAGUUGCAAGCAUUCUCACAUCCCCAAAGCUUUUGAUGUACCUUUUCGUGGGCUCGAGAUUGAAAAACAUGGGCGAAUCGCAGUCCACCUCGUCAUGGCUUUUUGACGUCGCAAGCAUAUUGAUAACGGGUGUAGUCUUAGCACUCACUACAUGGAUAUUAUACACCAGGGCAAGAAAAAGAUAUCAAGAACUACAAAGGUCUCAAAACUUGGACACGUCGUUUGAAAACAUCUUCUGA
This is a messenger RNA of Lachancea thermotolerans CBS 6340, 927 nucleotides long. RefSeq names its product Tvp38p (gene TVP38). Lineage: Eukaryota; Fungi; Ascomycota; Saccharomycetes; Saccharomycetales; Saccharomycetaceae. Gene Ontology annotation, cellular component: Golgi membrane. The record is from RefSeq and is a predicted model, not a curated record. The transcript has a single exon. The coding region runs from base 1 to 927 and encodes 308 amino acids. Gene Ontology annotation, biological process: vesicle-mediated transport; mitotic spindle elongation.